AUGAACGCAUCUAUCGAUUUCAUCCCCACAGGACAUGCUUCCCUUCACGAAAUGCUUGCAGCGCACGCCGCGCAUCCUCUCAAUCCUGAUCGCGCUCUUCCCCGUGACGCUUGUGGGUUCGCUCGCUGCUUUCGGCCCGGCGUCAGCAAUCGCCACUGCGGGCUGCUACCUCCAAGCACUGGCGCUCGUUGCGCAGCUCUUCGUCGGUGGGGCAGAAUGGAAAGUACCAGACGCAAAGGUGUGGUCCUCUGUGGACAUGGCGGGGUUGCUCUAUUCAAUGCCAAUGAUCUGCUUUGUGUAUGCGUUCCACUACGUCCUUACAGAGACGCUCGUGGAACUUGA
Messenger RNA from Chondrus crispus (carragheen), 342 nucleotides. RefSeq lists its product as hypothetical. The coding region runs from base 1 to 342 and encodes 113 amino acids. The record is from RefSeq and is a predicted model, not a curated record. The transcript has a single exon. NCBI's taxonomy places the organism in Eukaryota, Rhodophyta, Florideophyceae, Gigartinales, Gigartinaceae.